Penicillium bovifimosum is the source of this 1017-nucleotide messenger RNA. RefSeq lists its product as uncharacterized. Gene Ontology annotation, molecular function: transmembrane transporter activity. Lineage: Eukaryota; Fungi; Ascomycota; Eurotiomycetes; Eurotiales; Aspergillaceae. Bases 1 to 1017 code for a protein of 338 amino acids. The record is from RefSeq and is a predicted model, not a curated record. The transcript has 5 exons. Gene Ontology annotation, biological process: transmembrane transport.
AUGUCAUCGGCGCCGGCGCCUGUCUCUGUUCCUGUUCCAGGGCCCGACAUGACGGGCCAGCAAAAGGCGGAAAACGCGCUUGCGGAGUCUGGGACCUCCUCGUCAAAUUAUAAGGGGUUUGUAGCGGGUGUCUUCUCGGGUAUUGCAAAGCUAAGUGUGGGCCAUCCAUUCGAUACUGUUAAGGUUCGUCUACAGACUAGCAAAGAUGCUCAGUUCCGAGGACCGCUGGAUUGUACGUUGCAGACUCUGCGGAAGGAGGGAGUACGCGGGUUUUACAAGGGAGCUACGCCGCCGCUGGUCGGAUGGAUGGUGAUGGACUCUGUCGCGCUGGGAUCCUUGAGCAUAUACCGCCGAUUCCUACUUGAGAAUUUCUACUCAAAACCGCAUAUCCGCCGUUACAUCCCCUUCACAGGCAAACAGUCCGAUCCUGCAAUCCUUCCUAGUUUCGGUCAUGGCAUUGCAGGUAUCAUGGCCGGCACGACGGUCAGCUUCUUCGCAGCCCCGGUCGAACACGUGAAGGCUCGCUUGCAGGUACAAUACGCGGUCGACAAGUCGAAGCGCAUGUACAGCGGGCCGAUUGACUGUCUCCGCAAGCUGGUUUCCACACACGGCAUCAGCGGCCUCUACCGCGGCCUCUGGGCAACGAUCUUCUUCCGUUCCUUCUUCUUCUGCUGGUGGGGUUCAUACGACAUCCUCACCCGCUACUUCAAAAAUAACACCACGAUGUCUGCGCCUGUCAUCAACUUCUGGGCCGGCGGUAUCUCCGCCCAAUGCUUCUGGGUCACAGCUUACCCGUCCGACGUCGUCAAGCAGCGUCUUAUGACCGAUCCGAUGGGCGGUGCGUUGAAUGAUGGCAAGCGACAGUUCCGCGGCUGGAAGGAUGCUGCGGUUGCUGUAUGGCGUGAACGUGGGUGGAGAGGGUACUGGCGGGGCUUUGUACCGUGCUUCCUGAGGGCGUUCCCGGCGAAUGCGAUGGCUCUGGUUGCAUUCGAGGGGGUAAUGCGUUACUUACCCUAA